UUUGCAAAAAUAAAAUUCCCUAUGUAAGAGAAAAAAGAUAACAAACCUUCACAUUUAAAAAAAAAACCAUCUUCUUCAUUUUUGCUCUUCAUUUUUGGGGUUGGGCAUCUUCUCACCAUUGGAGGAGAUUUUGAAGCUUUGAAGUGAUUCUUGGACACUUGGUGGAACAUUUCUUUACUAUGGAUGCGUUAUAGCGAUUAUUAGGGGGGUGAACAACGAGUAGACGAGGACCUUCUUCAACUUUUGUUUGAAGAUUGUCCAGCGUCGCCCCCACACAACUCGUUUGGGGACGAGGGGCUUAGUAGUGUGUCAGAGACGCCCAGCCACCUCUACCGAGAGAGAAUAGGUGGUGAAGCAUACAACAGGCAUAUUUGGGAGCUUGAAAAAGGGAUACGAUCUUAUCUACCCCGAGAGUGGACAUAACACUCUUCCUUUUGGUGAGGUCAAUAUUCUAGUAGGGGUGCCCAUCGGCCCGUCAGGGGGGCUUCCCUUGGCCGAGACUGCUAUAACCACCGCAAAACUACCUACCAUGUUGAACGCUAUGGCUCGCACUAAAAAGAAGAGUUGGGUUAGCUCUUCUGACAGUUCCCAUAUGGCGGAGGUCAUUACUAAACGGAGGGUAUCUGACGAUGUUGAGACUGAUUUUGACGAUGGAGGCAUGGAGGAGAUAGUCAAAGAGUUUGAGAAGUGGGUGGAAGAGGAAGCCAAGAAUACCCUUUACAAAGCCGCUAAAGAGAAAGAACCAACCAAGGGUUCCCAACCAGCCACUCUCAAAAUCAGUGAUUUUGCCCCUAAAGUAAUUAAGGAAGUUCGCACUUCCCGCUUCAAAACCAAGCAGACCCCCUUUGUGGCCCCUUCUAGCAGUCUCACCGAGACCCAACUCCAAUAUGUGGAGGAGUUGACUGUGAAUGGCAAGGAUUGCCAGUUAGUACUCUUCAGAGAUUCAUGACUGUCCAGGCAGUCUUUAAUCCCGUAACUUUACUUUUGAGACAUUUAUGUCUUUAACCUUUUUACUUGGCCAUCGGGGCCUUUAUCUUUAUAUAUGGUUUUGGCUUUAAAUGUUGACUUUUGUUUGGCGUGAGCCACAUAGCGUGGGUAUUUAUCUAUAGUCAACCAUUCACCACACACAAGUUGCUCAAAACAUUGAGUAUUGCACCGACACUUUAAAAAUUUAAUUUUAAUAUCUACUUAAGCGAGGGUGAAUUUUUGCUUACUAGUCCAUAUAUGGGUGUGGUUGCCCCCCAAGUGACUAUGCAGGUUUACCUCUU
Cannabis sativa is the source of this 1268-nucleotide messenger RNA. RefSeq lists its product as uncharacterized. NCBI's taxonomy places the organism in Eukaryota, Viridiplantae, Streptophyta, Magnoliopsida, Rosales, Cannabaceae. The record is from RefSeq and is a predicted model, not a curated record. Bases 530 to 949 code for a protein of 139 amino acids. The transcript has 2 exons.